AUUUAUAUAAUGAAGUCACUGUCCAAAUCAAGAUCCUUGUCUGGUUCGUCAUAGGGGCUGGUAUUAAAUGCCUUUAGAUAAGUAAUGGUUAUCAGUUUUUAGGGUGUGUUCAGGGUUUCUAUGCACUUAAAUAAUUGAUCCCUCCUUUCUUAAGUAAUUUAUUGUUUUCUAGCGUCAGCUUGGAUUCAGUCUUAUCUCCAUGGAGAUUUAUAACACAGAACUUAACACUUUGCUGUCCUUAUUCCUCAAUCUAAAUGGUGGCUACAAUACUAAAGCUUUUUUAUGCUGAGCCCUUUAUGUUUUUAAAAGCUAUAAAAAGUCUUAAUAUACCGUCAACCUCCAGGAAAUGAAGGAGCAUUUGUCUUGAACUUAAAUGUGCACUUUGAAACCUCCUGCUGGCUGCUCCUAUGUUUUCAUAAUCAAUGUAUGCAACAUCACAGUCACUUAUGAAAACAACUGCUUAUAUGACACCCAAGCAAUUACAUUGCAGUCCAGUAUCUGUUCACUGAGACUAUGUAAAUGAAUGUAUCCUCUAGAAUCUCACAGUUUUACUGCUUAACAGCCACUCUGACUCAAAUAAUAAAGCUGUCCUCUGGUACCAUCUUCCCCUUGCGUGAAAAGUCCAAAAGGCACAUGUUGUGCGUGGUUAAUGGAUAGGGUUUUUUUUUUUUGAUAAGAUGCACAGCAUUUCAGAUUUCACAUAUUAAUGUCUCAAACCACCAAGAAUCUCUUGGUUUUGAAGUCCUUGCCUAACUAGUGAUUUGCUGCUUACUUUGUUUGCAGUACAGCACAUUGGAAACUUAAAGAGUGAAUCUCUCAGACUGGUGAUGACGUCCAUUCACAGCCCUCAGUGGUUGAUGGUGAAAAUCAGCACACAAUGGAGCAAAGUCUAGGGGCCAUAAAGAGAUGAAAACUAGGGACACUUCCUUGUUGCUGUCACACAAGCGGAUGGAAAAAGUAUUUCUGGACACGUAUGACUUUUAAUUCCUUCUUGGAACUGGUCAGCAAGGGUGUGUUGUCCCCGGUUGCCAUUCAUCAAAGUCAUAGUUUUUAGCCGUAUACGCUUUGAUGAGGGUUACAUUUCCAACCGGUUAAUUUAAGUGCCUUUAUAUUUAUUUAAGUGCCUUUUUUUGGUUUUUAAUUUUAGUUAGAUGCCUGUGAUACAAAAAGGAUUGUCCAAAUGGUGAUGUUAAAAAAGGGGGACCACUUCUGGAUUGACUCCAGUAUUGGGGUCCCUAUUGGAGGGUGUGUGAAGAUCUCAGAGAGUGGACGCUAUUACCUGACUGAUGAUGAAGGGAAGGACCACUUUAUCUCGGAGGGAGAGAGGGCCAGUCUUAAGCCUAUGCACCCCACCUCAGUAGAGGGUGUGGAUGACAUGAUCAGACUGGGAGACCUCAGUGAAGCUGGUUUACUCAGAAAUCUGCUGAUGCGCCACAGACAGGGUAUUAUAUAUACCUAUAUUGGCUCUGUCCUAGUGGCAGUGAAUCCCUAUGAGAUGCUGCCCAUCUACACAGCUGAUCAGGUGCACCUGUAUCACAAGCGUAAGCUGGGCGAGCUCCCACCACACAUCUUUGCCAUUGCUGACAGUUGUUACUUCAACAUGCGCCGCAAUAACCGCAACCAGUGCUGCAUUAUCAGUGGAGAAUCUGGUGCAGGAAAGACCGAAAGCACUAAACUGAUUCUUCAGUUCCUGGCUGCUGUGAGCGGGCAGCACUCCUGGAUAGAGCAGCAGAUCAUACAGGCCAACCCUGUCCUGGAGGCCUUUGGGAAUGCCAAAACCAUUCGCAAUGACAACUCCAGCAGAUUUGGGAAAUAUGUGGAGAUCUUCUUUAAUAAACAAGGUGUUAUAGAGGGAGCUCACAUGGAGCAGUACCUGUUGGAGAAGUCUCGUGUCUGUCAUCAGGCACCACAAGAAAGGAACUACCACAUUUUCUAUUGUAUGUUAUCUGGGAUGCAAAGUGAGCAUAAGAAGACUCUCUCCCUUGGUAAUGCAUCACAGUUCAAGUACCUGACUGAGGGGGAUUGUUUGACAUGUGAUGGUCGGGACGAUGCUGAUGAAUUCGGACGGAUUCGCGCUGCUCUAAAGAUCCUCACUUUCUCAGACAAGGACUGCUGGGAAAUCUUCAAAUUACUGGCUGCCAUUCUCCACAUGGGCAAUAUCAACUUUCAGGGCACUAUAAUAAAUAACAUGGACAGCUGUGACGUUCUGUCAUCAAAUAAUUUUUCUGUCUCUGCCAAGUUGUUGGAGGUAGAAGAUGCAGUUCUUGAAAAGAGUCUUACCUAUCGCUCCUUCAUGACAAACAGAGAGAUAGUCGCCAAACCACUCAGCUCAGAGCAGGCCACAGACACCAGAGAUGCUUUUGCCAAGGCCAUGUACGGAAGGCUGUUUGUUUAUGUUCACAAAAAUAACAGCGCCAUUCACAAACCCCAGACUGAUGAGUCCUCUUACACGCGCAAGUACAUUGGACUGCUUGACAUUUUUGGCUUUGAGAAUUUCCCUCAGAACAGUUUUGAGCAGCUGUGCAUUAAUUAUGCCAAUGAGCACCUGCAGCAGUUCUUUGUGAGACACGUCUUUAAGCUGGAGCAGGAUGAAUAUAGUAAAGAAGGCAUCUCAUGGAAGCGCAUUGCUUUCAAUGACAACCAGAAAACCCUGGACCUGCUGGCCGUUAAACCUCUCAACAUACUGGCUCUGAUUGAUGAAGAGAGCCACUUCCCUAAGGGAACAGAUGCCACAAUGUUAAACAAAAUGAACCAAGAACACAAUGGGAACAAACUGUACAUCUCAUCCAAGAGCAAACAUGGCAUGCAUUUUGGGAUUCAGCACUUUGCUGGGCUGGUUCAUUACGACUGUGAAGGUUUUUUGGAGAAGAACAGAGAUGCCCUGAGCAUGGACAUGAUGGAGCUGGUUCGGAAAUCUUCCAACAAGUUGCUCAAGCACAUCUUUGAGAAGGAGAUGAAUACAAACUCAGUCAAGAAUGCUAACAAAGCCAACAAGAUCCUCAUGACGCCAAAGAACUCAUUACGUCAAGUAAAUGAUUCGAGGCGGCAGAUAUCUACUCUGAGUGGCCAGUUCCGUCAGUCUCUGGACUCUCUGAUGAAGGCCCUGUCUCUUUGUCAGCCUUUCUUCAUACGUUGCUUCAAACCAAAUGACAAAAAGAUGUCCAUGGUUUUUGAUAGAGAGCUCUGCAUGCAGCAACUUCGCUACUCUGGAAUGCUGGAGACCAUUAGAAUACGCAAGUCGGGAUAUCCCAUCCGGCACACCUUUAAAGAUUUCCUGUACCGCUAUCGUGUGCUCCUGAAGACUGUAGAUUGUGACCCCAAAACUGAGCCUCCUUCCAGCUGCUGUGCAGCCAUCUGCAAGGCUAUGAUCAAAGAAGAAGAGGACUGGAAGAUUGGCAACACCAAAAUCUUUCUCAGGGAUCAUCAUGAUUCCUACCUAGAAAUGGCGAGAGAGCAAGAGCUUUAUAGGAAGGCACUUAUCAUCCAAAGAGUGAUGCUUGCCCAUAAGGACAGAGCAGCUUUUGUAAAGAAGAGGAGGGCAGCUCUGGUUUUGCAGAAAAACUGGCGUGGCCACAGAGACAGGAAAGACUUUUGCAAACUCAAGCAGGGAUUUGCUCGGCUGCAGGCGAAAGUGCGCAGUCGGCAGCUCCAUACAGAGUAUAAGCGCAGGCGGGCUGCAACCAUCACUCUACAAACACAGACCCGUGGCUACCUCGCCAGGAAAGACCUGAAAUGUAAAAAAAAGGCAGUGAUACUUCUGCAGACACAGACCAGAGGACUGCUGGCCAGGAAAACCCUCAAGAGAAUGAAAUCAGAUGUGAGUUUAUAG
Molecule: messenger RNA, 3829 nt
Organism: Ctenopharyngodon idella (grass carp)
Lineage: Eukaryota; Metazoa; Chordata; Actinopteri; Cypriniformes; Xenocyprididae
Product: unconventional myosin-VIIa-like
Cellular component (GO): myosin complex
Molecular function (GO): ATP binding; protein binding; cytoskeletal motor activity
Source: RefSeq, a predicted model, not a curated record